Messenger RNA from Anopheles funestus (African malaria mosquito), 1312 nucleotides. RefSeq lists its product as uncharacterized. The record is from RefSeq and is a predicted model, not a curated record. Lineage: Eukaryota; Metazoa; Arthropoda; Insecta; Diptera; Culicidae. The transcript has 4 exons. The coding region runs from base 36 to 1166 and encodes 376 amino acids. Gene Ontology annotation, cellular component: mitochondrion.
GUGAAUAUUUUAAUUUCGGAAAGGGUGCAUACGUAAUGGCGCAGCAAGUGCAGCAAGUUUUCAAGGUCGCCCUAGCCAAAACGGCUGGCCAAAGGGCGAUGUCUACCGGCGGUGUCAUCGGCACGUUGGAUGGUUCUGCCGGUCCGGUUACAAAGAAAUGUGCAACGCAAUCGUCCGGACUGCACAUGUCCGUCCAGCGCAGCUAUCCGCUGGCGGCCACCCUUCCGCUACCGCCAAACAUUGACGCAUCGGAAACGAGACGCUUUUCGCCGUUGCGCUCGCGUGACAUUAAUGCUUCGGCUCUGCUAACACACCAAUCGGUCACACCGAUCAGUAUCAGCACCGGUGGUGUGUCAGCCUCCGGACUGAUCGAUGUGACGGUGGACAUGAGUGCCGGAUCGGUCGAUCCACACGUCGCGUCUUACGACUGUACCGGUGCCGUGAGCCUUAACUCGACCAUGCAAAGCAAUGUGCCGAGUCCGUUCGGGGGUAUGCACAAGUUCACGCAUCUGAACAUGCCGGGCGGUGCGUGGGCACAGGAAAGCAAGUUCCUGUCGCACGAGCUUAAUUCCUCGCACUACACCAACCUGCGGCAGGAGGUGCGUUCCGACUGGAGCAGCUACGAGGACCAUAUAAGCCAUCGUGCCUUUUCGCUAAGCUCAACAAACUCAUUGGCAUGUACCGCUGCGGCGCUUAAUAACAAAUCUCCGCAAGCUAAAACCGCUGCUACUGCUAGUGGCACUGCAGGCGAAUCAAAUUCAAAAGGUAAUUCCGUGUCUAGUGAGGAACAGGUCCCCGUCUCGCGCAAAGAUCGGCUAAAGAAAGCAAUCAAAGAGUACGGGUCUACCGUGCUCGUGUUCCAUGUCAGCAUUAGUCUCGCUUCACUGGGUACCUGCUAUCUGCUGGUAUCGAGCGGAAUAGAUAUGGUCUCGCUGCUGGAUCGUAUGGGCUGGGGUGAUUCGGCAAUUGCCAGCAAGGCUGGUGCCGGUGCUGGCACAUUCGUCAUAGCUUACGCUAUCCAUAAGGUGUUUGCUCCGGUUAGAAUUAGCAUUACUCUCGGUGCAACGCCCCUCAUCGUACGGUAUCUUCGCCGGAAGGGCAUCUUGAAACCUCCAGCGCCAUCAGGUACGUCUUCUGGACCAUCAACGCCAUCGGAGAAAUCCUAGAAGAUAUAUAACUUCGUGCUGUGUGACGAUCGUUAAGAAGGUGAAGUGUGCUUUAACGUGUAUAUUUUUGUAUUUGAAAAAAACAUUUAUCAUUCUGUUACACAUUCAGCAAUAAUAAAGUUAAAUAGAAAUACUAAGUCUUUAAA